GUCAGGGAACAUCUGACAUUUUACUAUUCCGUUUGAAUACUGAUAAAAUUGUCUUUGAAACAUCGUUACAAUAACUUUAUCCAACUUUACUGCGGACUGACUUGCAGGUAGUAAUUUUUUUUGUUCAUUUUGUUAAUGUCUUGACAGGACCGGGGAUUUGUUUACAAUCCUGAAGAUUUUCCCGCUCUCAAUCGACAUGAUGCAGUUUCUGCACCAGAACAUGCAAAAGAUGAGGAACCCCUGGAGGUACCCUCAAAAAAGCGGAAGAUGAAGAAAACACCCGGCCUUCACGAAUGUUUGAUUUGUUCUAAAACAUUCGCCCGCAGAGAUGCUCUACGCCGGCACAAGGUCGUACACACUGGCAACAAGAGUGUGUCCUGCCCCAAGUGCGAUGCUACAUUCCGGCGUGCAGAUAAUAUGAAACGUCAUCUGCGCACACAGCACCGGGGUCCUUCAAAUCCACCCGCUGCCAGCACCAACCAACCGACUGCAUCCACCACCCCACCGCAGGACCAACCCGGCUGUAGCCACGGGCCGACACCAUCAGCACCCGUUAACCCAACCGCUGCCAGCACCAACCCACCCACCUCGUUCUCAAUCCCGUCGCAGGACCAACAACCCGGCUGUAGCCACUGGUCGUCACCAGUACCCUCUGCUGGGCCUACCGUCUCAACAUCGCCAACUCUCCCGACACCCGCAGCUCCCCCAACACAACCUGCCUCCGGUCCACCCAAUGAUCCACGUAAAUGUCCCGAAUGUAGAAAGACAUUUACUCGCGUGGAUUCCUUGAAUCGUCAUUUCACCAAAUUUCACAGCAGGCGAAGGGAAUCUUCAGCAUCACCUCAGCCAGGUGACGAACUUUUUCAAGAAGAUCCUUUCCUAUUUACAGAGGAUGACGAUGACGAACAAUCGCGCGUUAUUCGAGACAACUGGGACAGUAUCAGAACUCAUCAGCUCACGGAACAACCCGUCGAAGAUGUGUUCAACAUCCGAAUCGCCCGAUCAAAGAAAAAUUACAAAAACACUGUUAAGUCAAUCCUCUCCAAACUGACCAAUGGGGAGAGAAUUAACAUCUCGUUCGGAGCAGUUGUCCGACAUGUGGAGACAGGAGAACUGCGAUACUUUGAUCCCGACACUGCCAGGUAUUUUCCCGAUUCAGUGAAUUUUAAUUCCCAGCAAGUCGCGGAACAGUUCAUCGAGCAGUUUCAGAAUUCGGAUAUAACUGAAUUUGUCCGACAACACCUGCCAAACUGGUUUGUUGUUUCCGUCACAAAUGUGAGACUUUUCAUCCGUCAGCCCGCGGAUCCCUUAGAAGAAGAUCCUGAAGAUUUUCCCGAGGCGUUGAGAAAUGAUGAAAAUGAACAUUCGCGUGUGUAUAGAGAAAACUGGGCGGCCAUCAGAACGCAUCACCUUGUCGGUCGCGUGGUGCAAGACAUUUAUAACGUGCGUAUGGACCUGCCGUUAUGUUCAUUGGCUAGAAUCAUGAAUAGCGUGUUCAAAAAACUCACCUGCCGGGGGAAAAUUAAUAUUUCCUUUGGAUUCAUCCUCCGACAUGCGGAAACUGGAGAAUUAAGGUAUUUUCAUCCUUCGUACAACAAUGCCAAAUUAUUCUCUACCGCAAUCACCAUCGGCUCUCGGGACGACAUGGACAAUUUAAUCUUGCGGUUGGAACAAAUGGAUAUUUUGGAACAUUUAAGACAGCAGCGUCCGGACACAAAAUGGACCGUGGUGUCACUGACCAAUGUUGCUAUCUAUGUCAACAAGAUGGAGCAAUUUUACAUAGGUACUCCUAGUCGCGACUUACCCGACUUCAUCAAGAACAACAGGGGUGUAGACAGUCUGACACACAACGCGCAUAGUGGGCAGAGGUACGCCGACAACCUCUGCUUUUUCAGGUGUCUAGCUCUUCACCGUGGAGCAACGAUGGAGGCGCUCGAGAGACCAACGCGACAUCUGGUGGAAACCUUUCAAAGGGCUACUGGAAGGCAAGUCUCCAAAGGAGUUACCAUGGAGGAUGUAACUACAGCCGAGCAAGAAUUCCAGGUGAAUAUACAAGUCUACAGCUUGACACAGCACGACGGCGGUGGUGAUGGAUUGCCACAAACCAAGGUCCAGCUCAUCCGCCGUUCUGCCCGCCGACAUCCGUCCACCCUCUACCUCAAUCUUUUUGAGGACCACUUUUCUUAUAUUGCGGACUUGAAGAAAUAUAGUCAGCACUAUGAGUGCACAAAAUGCAGAACGGUAUUCGACAGAUCCUUCAACCUCCAGCGCCACGAACCGAUUUGCAACGUUAACGUGAAGCAUAAGUUCCCCGGUGGCGUGUACAGUUUACCACAGACAAUUUUUGACAAGCUGGAAGAUGUGGGGAUUAACGUCGACGAUGACUUAAAAUACUUUCCCUAUCGAGCCACAUAUGACUAUGAGUGUUAUUUCGACGAAGUAGCAGAUCGAAAUGCCGGCCAAGGUGGAAAACUGAAAUGGUGCAAUCGUCACGAACUGCUUAGUGUCAGCGUCGCGAGCAACGUUCCGAACUUUGAAUCCUUAAGGUGUUUUGUGUCAGAAGGUGACCCUGGUGAUCUCGUCGAAAAAAAUGGUACAUUAUCUGCACCAGAUAAGCGAGGCCGCAUUUCACAACAUGGUUGAAAAUUUUGACGAU
Patiria miniata (bat star) is the source of this 2656-nucleotide messenger RNA. RefSeq lists its product as uncharacterized. NCBI's taxonomy places the organism in Eukaryota, Metazoa, Echinodermata, Asteroidea, Valvatida, Asterinidae. Bases 268 to 2643 code for a protein of 791 amino acids. The transcript is spliced from 2 exons. Gene Ontology annotation, cellular component: nucleus. The record is from RefSeq and is a predicted model, not a curated record. Gene Ontology annotation, biological process: regulation of transcription by RNA polymerase II. Gene Ontology annotation, molecular function: RNA polymerase II cis-regulatory region sequence-specific DNA binding; DNA-binding transcription activator activity, RNA polymerase II-specific.